Messenger RNA from Polyodon spathula (Mississippi paddlefish), 1603 nucleotides. RefSeq lists its product as uncharacterized. Bases 68 to 1603 code for a protein of 511 amino acids. The transcript has 7 exons. The record is from RefSeq and is a predicted model, not a curated record. Lineage: Eukaryota; Metazoa; Chordata; Actinopteri; Acipenseriformes; Polyodontidae.
GAGUCAGAGAUUCUUUUAACAGGUUGUUUUUGUUUCAGUGCCUAUUCAAGAUCUUUCCUUGAUUGAUAUGGUGACACCUGUUACUCUUCCUGUGCCGAUGGAAAUCAACGGAACUGAGUUUGUCUGGGAGUGGACUCCACAUGAUGGCAGGUUUACGAAGGUCCCGCUCGUAACAGUAAAGCAUCCAAAAAGUUAUCCUGGAGCCCAAUAUUCAUGGACAAGGACUUCAAAACACAGUAUUUAUUACAGUAACUUUGACGAUGGGGAAAAUGGAACUUUGAUCAUCAAAUCUAAAUUUGAAAAUGCUGGCCAUUAUACUUUUAAACAAAUCCAACCAAACUCUACUGUUCUGGCGAUGUUUGAAGUCUUUGCUUUCAAAAGUGUUCCAUUUCGGUGGGAUUCCGUCACUCCUGGAGAUGAUGUUACUCGGGCCUGCACCAUCUCAAGACUCCCUGAAUCAAGCAGACUUCAGUGGAAACACAAGGGGAGCCUCAGUGCAGCCACCAAGUGUCACUACAACAACACUGCCGUCAUUAUCAUUCAGAAUGUGGAUGAACUCAGCACAGGGAACUACAGCUGUGAAUUACUAAAAAAAGAAACAUAUCUGCAUGGCUUUUACAAUACGCUGACCCUUACAACAUCUACACUUACCAGCCAGUACACACUGUACCGGGAAAGUGCCAAUAGGAGUGAAGUCCAACUCAUCUACCGAUCCGCAAACAGAGGUAACACAGCUCUAUGGAUCCGGAGCUCAGAGGCUUCUUCCCAGCUCAUUCGCAUUGCUUCAGCUGUAAGAAGUGGACCUGUUGGCAUCCUUGUUGAAGGUGUCGGGCAGCGCAUCAGAUCCCUGGUGACAGUUUACGAUGGGUACCACUUUCCCCUGCACAUCUCGCCUGUAGUGUUUCAAGAUGCUGGAAUAUACACCUGUUAUACUGACACACAUGUCUCUGUGAGCAUAGCCCUAAUCACAGUUCAGGUCUCAGUAGAGCCUCCUGGAGUCCUGGCUAUCGGUGAUGAGGCUAACCUCACCUGCACUGUCUCUGGAGUCCGUGAGAGCAUUCGUCUGGUGUGGCUGAGGGAUGAUGAUGGGACUGUGGUGACAGUUAAAGAGGAGUCCCUGUCUGCCUCAGACUCUGGCAGGAGCCUGGCCCUGUUCAUACCCAGAGUUGGCAAGGAGCAGCUGAAGUGGGCAUGUGCCGUGUUCCAGAAGAGUCUGCCCAGGGCCUACUUCCCAAUACAGAUCAACGCUGAAGAGAUGCAAACGGCUUUUGGGGAUCCUAUAUUAGUCACAGUUGCUUGUGUCUGCCUCGUGCCUCUGAAGAUCUUCAUUACAGCCCUGGUGAUCUGCCUGCUAAUGAAAUAUUUCCCAGGACCUGUGCAAAUAAACCCAUAUGUUGAAACAAGUGUUGCAAGUGCACCCAAAGAGGAAUGCACCAGCAGAAAGGGCUUGGAACUGCAAUCUCCUGCCUCUGCUAUUCCAGCUGCUAGCCCUGACCGCCUCGCCUCACUCCCCUUCCACAAGCGCAUUAUAACAAAAAGGUAUUACAAGUCUACGGAGCCCGGGAGGGGCUAUGGCAAGGGUGGGCACUCCGUACUCAACUGA